CGCGGAAAAAUUUGCGAGUCGUGGCCCUGGCGUCUUCAAGACCUAACUUUAAUGUUAAAUAGAUCGAAAACCGUGCUUACAAUUGAACAAAAGGUGUACAAGAUCAAGAGGAUAAUAUCAUGUCCGUGAUGAGUGAGCCGAGCUAUGCCUAUGCCUCAUGGGCGGCUCAAAGAGCCUCUGGCUUUGGCGGCAAUAUUAGCGUCGUGGACAAGGUACCACCUGAAAUGCUGCACAUGGUAGACGCCUACUGGUACCAAUACCCCCCUAUGAACCCACUUUGGCACGGCAUUUUGGGAUUUGUUAUUGGGGUUUUGGGCUUCAUCUCCAUCGUAGGAAACGGCAUGGUUAUGUACAUAUUUUCGAGUACAAAGGGCUUGAGGACACCAUCGAACUUGUUGGUCGUUAACCUCGCCUUUUCUGAUUUCUUGAUGAUGUUUACCAUGUCGCCUCCUAUGGUAAUUAACUGUUACAACGAAACAUGGGUUCUAGGGCCAUUUUUCUGUGAAUUGUAUGGCAUGUUCGGUUCACUGUUUGGCUGCGGAUCCAUCUGGACUAUGACCUUCAUUGCAUUGGACCGGUACAACGUCAUCGUGAAAGGAUUGAGUGCACAACCACUGACAAAGAAAACCGCUAUGCUGAGAAUCCUCCUUGUUUGGGCAAUGUCCAUCGGUUGGACGAUAGCUCCCCUAUUUGGAUGGAACCGAUAUGUGCCGGAGGGUAACAUGACCGCCUGCGGAACCGAUUAUCUCUCGAGAGAUCCAGUUAGUCGAAGUUACAUUAUGGUUUACGCCAUUUUUGUAUAUUUCCUUCCCUUAUUCACCAUCAUCUAUUCCUACUGGUUUAUCGUCCAAGCGGUCGCCGCUCACGAGAAAUCUAUGCGGGAGCAGGCGAAAAAAAUGAACGUGGCCUCUUUAAGAUCUUCAGAGGCGGCUCAAACAAGUGCCGAGUGCAAACUGGCUAAAAUCGCACUUAUGACCAUUUCGUUAUGGUUCAUGGCGUGGACACCAUACCUGGUGACAAAUUUCUCGGGAAUCUUCGGCAAUGCGAAGAUCACUCCAUUGGCCACCAUCUGGUGCUCGCUCUUUGCCAAGGCUAAUGCCGUCUACAAUCCUAUCGUUUACGGAAUCAGCCAUCCGAAAUAUAGACAGGCUCUCGAGAAGAAGUUCCCAUCGUUGAUAUGCGGCAGCGAGAAAGAUGCUGGUGAUGCUACUUCGACAGCGUCUGGAGCAACAAAUGUGACGUCAGAUGAAAAACCUGAAGCUUAAAAGGGUCUCAAAUAGCAUAAGAAACAUUUCGACUGGUGAUAAAACUAGAUGUAUUUGUAAAUACUAACUACUAAGGAAAUGAAAGAAAAAAGAAAACGCGAUGACGUUGCAAAGUUUUUUGUUAACAAUAAACCUGCGAGCAUUAA
Molecule: messenger RNA, 1411 nt
Organism: Cylas formicarius (sweet potato weevil)
Lineage: Eukaryota; Metazoa; Arthropoda; Insecta; Coleoptera; Brentidae
Product: rhodopsin
Exons: 8
Coding region: 120-1265 (381 amino acids)
Biological process (GO): phototransduction; visual perception; G protein-coupled receptor signaling pathway
Cellular component (GO): membrane
Molecular function (GO): G protein-coupled receptor activity
Source: RefSeq, a predicted model, not a curated record